Messenger RNA from Schistocerca cancellata (South American locust), 2877 nucleotides. RefSeq names its product reticulon-4-interacting protein 1 homolog, mitochondrial-like. Bases 525 to 2147 code for a protein of 540 amino acids. NCBI's taxonomy places the organism in Eukaryota, Metazoa, Arthropoda, Insecta, Orthoptera, Acrididae. Gene Ontology annotation, cellular component: mitochondrion. Gene Ontology annotation, molecular function: oxidoreductase activity. The transcript is spliced from 10 exons. The record is from RefSeq and is a predicted model, not a curated record.
GAUUAUGUUACUGUUUACAUAUCGGAUUGUCUUCGGUUUUUGUGUUUCCUAAUUUUUUUUUUUUAUCUUCAUUUGCAUGAAAUGGGGGGUAUCUGUAGUUAUUUGCUAUUGAAUUGGAAGUAUUUAUGUAAUGGCUAUAUAUAAAAAGGAUUAAUUAGUGAGGGACUUUGUUAUAUGUAUGGGAUGGAAAUCGAAGAAGACUGCAGAAAUAAAACUUUUGAAAAUAUUAGGUUAUUUAAACGCUUAAUCGGAGAACUAACGAAUGUAAACAGUAAUAUGGUUCAUUGACAAGACUGUAUAAAAGUUUUGGUAGGAAAGGAAAUCCGUUUGGUUCCGUGCUCUGAAUUCAGUUUUAAAUGAAUGUGUUGACCUUUGACGUUUUUCAUAAAAAUAGCACACAAUACAAAGUGCCGACAGGUCGUAGGGUUGCAUUAGUGAGUAGCAUUUUAACCAGUUAUGGAAUUCUGAAUUCCUUUAGUUAAAACAUGUGGAAUAGAUAACCUUCGUAAACUGAUUGCGCGGCGAUGGAUGAACUAAUAUUCCAUGCAUCGCAGAGAUUAGAAGCCCUUCAGAUUCGACUCUUGUGCAGCGCCCAGAAUUUCCGAAACAGUGUGCAGGUGUAUUCUGAACAAAUUCACAAUGCAGUAGUGGAAGCAUUAAAUAGCCCGCGAGGACUUUAUGUGCAGGAGGGGCUACAUAACACUUGGGCCGCUGUGCUGAGAGUUGGAAACGACGUUAAAAGUGUAGCGAAUCGAGAAUACAUAUACGAUGUGUAUACCCGUGUACUUCGAAUCGUACUUUCUGAUGCAUAUGACUUGAAUGUAUAUUAUAGCUGCCUAUUCUUUGUGGUUGGAGGAGCUCUUGGCUUUACUAUUGGACUAUCAUGGAGGAGGACACCACAAUCUUCUCAGAGGAUGAAGGCAAUAGGCUGCAGUUAUUAUGGGGGAAUAGAUGCUGUUCAGCUGCUUGAUGAUGUGCCUAUCCCAUCUGUAAAGAAACCUGAUGAACUUUUGAUACAAGUGAAGGCAGCUUCUGUAGAUCCUGUUGAUAUUCUUAUAUGUUCUGGCUAUGGAAGAGUGCUGCGUAGACUACUCCACAGGUAUAAUAGUAAUGUGAAACAAGAAUUUCCAAUUGUAUUGGGUAGAGACUGUGCCGGCAUUGUCAUAGAAAUUGGUCAGAAGGUCAAUCACUUUGAUAUUGGUGAUGAAGUAUGGUUUUCUAUUCCAUACUGGCUCUCUGGAACUCUUGCUGAAUAUGUUGUUAUAACAGAAAACUUAAUAGCUAAAAAGCCUAAAGGAAUCAGAUUUGAAGUUGCAGCAAGUGUCCCAUAUUCAGGAAUGAUUGCAUGGAAUGCAGUUGUUUCUCAGGCUCAUCUGAAUUCCGUAGCUGCUAGUGGGAAAAGAAUAUUAGUCCAUACUGGAUGUACAGCUGUUGGAGUGAUAAUACUGCAGCUUGCACGUCUGUGGGGCGUUCAUGUGACUGUGACUUGUCCACACAGGGCAAUACCAGUUGCGCAAGCUUUAGGUGCAGACUGUAUUGUUUCUGACCAGCAGCCAGAUGUUGAGAAGCAGCUUUCAGAACAUGAUAGGUUUGAUUUUGUCUUCAAUACAGUUGGACAUGCAGCUGAUGAUCUGUGCCUAAAAUUUUGCAAAGAUGAUGGCCUUGUUAUAACAACUGUAGCAAGCCCAUUAGCUGCUGACAACUAUGGGCUCAUUUUUCGAUUGUUGUACAGCCUCUGGGUUCGCUUAAAAUGCUUUUUUAGGGUCUGUGUUGGGGCUAAUGCUUGGAGUUUAAUGGAUGAAUCUCCUGUAUCACUGAAUGAAUUAGGAAAAUUAGUAGAAGAUGGAAGUCUGCAGCCAGUUGUGGACAAAAUAUUUUCACCUCAGGAUGCAGAACUUGCCUUCCAGCAUGCUGACUCUUGUGAUGCAGUUGGAAAGACAAUAAUAAGGUUCAGCCGUUCGCAGUACCAGCACAGCAAGGCCGUUUUGGUUAAUGUUACAAGGCCAGAUCAGUCAAUCAUCCAGACUGUUGCCCCUGCAACUACUGAAAAGGCUGCUGCCCCUCUUCAGGAACAAUACGUUUGUCUGGCCUCUCAACAGAUACCCCUCCGUUGUGGUUGCACCUACGGUGGGGUAGGGUGUCGUUAAUGCACAGAUACUGCAAUUUCUAGUACAAUUUAUGAUCUCCAAAUGGCUGUACAUGUGGAGCUUAUGCACCCUAGUGAGCAGAUGAUCCUGGAUGAUGCAAGAUUGUAUUUAUCAUUUGAAAUCCAUGUGUCACCAUUUGAUGAACUACAGUAUUGAUUUCACAAUAGUCAUAUAAAUGCAACUGCAUUUGCAUUAAUUUGCAGGGCAUUUAUUGUUUCAGUAUCACCAUUUACUAUUUAAUUUUGUUAAUAUGUGUAUAAUGGGCUGAUAUUAGAUGGUGUUUGUAUUGGUUUGUAGUAAUUGACAGUAUGCUGAUUUUGCAUGGUGUAUUGUAAUCUGUUACUUUUAAAUGUUACACUGAACCACACUAUGGUGCUUUGCUGUUUUCUUCCUUUAUAUUCAACUAAAAUCAUUGAACUAAAUGUUGGUGCAUUCAGUGAGAACUUUCUUCAUUCUUUGGAGUGUCUUACUCUCAGGUGGCUACUCAUUUAUUAAAAAUUCUAAGAGAGUAAAAAGUUGUUUUAUGGAGAUGUUUUUUCAGCUAAGUCCCCAGAACUGUCAACAAAUUGAGUCAAAUAUACUACUCUGGAUUUCAGAAAAACAGGAUAUUUAUUUUAUUUGAAAUUGGGUUUCUUAUUUGUAUAUCACUGUAUCGCAUUUUGCAUGAAAUGGGAAUAAGAGUGUGUUAAUCUUUAAGAAGACUUUAUCAAAUAAACUUUUAUUAUUUUUA